Tinamus guttatus (white-throated tinamou) is the source of this 2889-nucleotide messenger RNA. The record is from RefSeq and is a predicted model, not a curated record. Lineage: Eukaryota; Metazoa; Chordata; Aves; Tinamiformes; Tinamidae.
UGCCUGGAAUGUUUACCCUUGCAGAAGUUGCAUCGCUUAAUGACAUUCAGCCAACCUAUCGUAUCCUGAAACCAUGGUGGGAUGUAUUUAUGGAUUAUCUAGCUGUUGUUAUGUUAAUGGUUGCCAUUUUUGCUGGAACCAUGCAGCUGACCAAAGAUCAGGUGGUCUGCUUGCCAGUUUUGCAGUCUACUGUAAAUUCAAAAGCACAAGCCGGCACAUCAGGGAAGGCUGACGUUACCACUGUUGAGACAACCACUGGUCAAGCAGAAGCUGCAUCAAUGAGAACGGUUUCCUCUGGAAGUGCCCCUACUGUCACACCUGAUGUACCUCUGAGCAGAGCUACCUCUUCUCAGUACCAACCCACUGAAUCGGGUCAGGCACUGAAGAAGGAGCAGAAAGAUUCUUCAGGCCGUAAAACCAAUUUGGAUUUCCAGCAAUAUGUAUUUAUUAACCAAAUGUGCUAUCAUUUGGCUCUUCCUUGGUAUUCAAAAUAUUUUCCCUAUCUUGCCCUCAUCCACACUAUUAUUUUAAUAGUCAGUAGCAAUUUUUGGUUCAAGUAUCCCAAGACCUGCUCCAAAAUAGAGCAUUUUGUGUCCAUACUGGGUAAGUGCUUCGAGUCCCCGUGGACUACCAAGGCGUUGUCUGAAACAGCGUGUGAGGACUCUGAGGAGAACAAGCAGAGGUUAACUGGUGCCCAGUCCCUGCCCAAGCACGUUUCCACUAGCAGUGAUGAAGGCAGCCCAAGUGCCAGCACUCCCAUGAUAACAAAAACUGGCUUCAAGUUUUCGGCUGAAAAGCCGGUGAUCGAGGUUCCCAGUGUGACUAUUUUGGACAAGAAAGAUGGAGAGCAAGCCAAAGCGCUCUUUGAGAAGGUCCGCAAGUUCCGUGCCCACGUGGAGGACAGCGACUUGAUUUACAAGCUCUAUGUUGUCCAGACUGUCAUCAAGACCGUCAAGUUCAUCUUUAUUCUCUGCUAUACUGCAAACUUUGUCAAUGCCAUCAGUUUUGAGCACAUCUGCAACCCAAAAGUGGAACACCUGAUUGGCUACACACAGUUUGAGUGUACGCACAAUAUGGCUUACAUGCUAAAGAAGCUGCUUAUCAGCUACAUUUCUCUCAUUUGUGUCUAUGGUUUUAUCUGUCUCUACACCCUCUUCUGGCUCUUUCGAAUACCUUUAAAAGAAUAUUCAUUUGAAAAGGUCAGGGAAGAGAGUAGCUUCAGUGACAUUCCCGAUGUCAAAAACGAUUUUGCAUUUCUUCUGCACAUGGUAGAUCAGUAUGACCAGCUGUAUUCUAAGCGGUUCGGUGUCUUUUUGUCGGAGGUAAGUGAGAACAAGCUACGGGAAAUCAGCUUAAACCAUGAGUGGACUUUUGAGAAGCUGCGGCAGCAUGUUUCCCGUAACGCCCAGGACAAGCAAGAGCUGCACCUCUUCAUGCUCUCAGGGGUCCCUGAUGCAGUGUUUGAUCUCACUGAUCUGGAUGUCUUGAAACUGGAGCUGAUUCCUGAAGCAAAAAUCCCAGCAAAAAUCUCCCAGAUGACAAAUCUUCAGGAGCUUCAUCUGUGCCACUGCCCUGCAAAGGUGGAGCAGACUGCCUUCAGCUUCCUCCGGGACCACUUGAGAUGCCUUCAUGUGAAAUUCACAGAUGUUGGAGAAAUUCCUGCGUGGGUGUAUUUGCUCAAAAACCUCCGUGAAUUGUACUUGAUAGGCAACUUGAACUCUGAGAACAAUAAAAUGAUAGGGCUUGAAUCUCUUAGAGAGCUGAGGCAUCUUAAAAUUCUCAAUGUGAAGAGCAACUUGACCAAAAUUCCCUCCAAUAUCACGGAUGUGGCACCACAUCUAACAAAGCUAGUUAUUCAUAAUGAUGGCACUAAGCUUGUGGUACUGAAUAGCCUUAAGAAGAUGAUGAAUGUUGCUGAGCUGGAACUACAGAACUGUGAACUGGAGCGAAUUCCCCAUGCCAUCUUCAGUCUCUCCAACUUACAGGAACUGGAUUUAAAGUCAAAUAGCAUACGCACAAUUGAAGAAAUCAUCAGUUUCCAGCACUUGAAGAGGUUGACUUGUUUAAAGCUGUGGCACAAUAAAAUAGUCAACAUUCCUUCCUCCAUUACCCACGUAAAGAACUUGGAGUCACUUUAUCUCUCCAACAAUAAACUCGAAUCCUUACCAGCCGCAGUGUUCAGUUUACAGAAACUUAGAUGCUUAGAUGUAAGCUACAACUCCAUUGCAGUGAUUCCAAUAGAGAUAGGUUUGCUUCAAAAUCUGCAGCAUUUUCACAUCACAGGAAACAAAGUCGAUAUUUUGCCAAAACAGUUGUUUAAGUGUGUUAAAUUGAGGACUUUGAGUCUGGGACAAAACUGCAUUACCUCAAUCCCAGAGAAGGUCGGUCAGCUGCUGCAGCUAACUCACCUGGAACUGAAGGGAAACUGCUUGGACCGUCUGCCAGCCACGCUGGGGCAGUGUCGGCUUCUCAGGAAAAGCGGGCUGGUGGUGGAGGAUCACCUCUUUGACACGCUGCCCUCGGAAGUUAAAGAGGUGCUGAAUCAAGACACGAGCAUUCCCUUUGCUAACGGGAUUUGAGCGGAAGUGAAAUGCUCGAGUUACUGACUUGGGAACAGCAAAUGCUAAAAAGUAGGGGUAUUGUAAGAUCAUGCGUUUUAGAAACAGGAAUUCCUUGGAAGGCAGGACUUAUUAGCAGGAUUAUAAAAGAUGUAACUGAGUGUUCAGUGUUUGCAGUGUUUUAAAAGAUUAUUUCAUGAUUUUUUUGAAAGGAUAAAGAACCUUAAUAAUCUCAAUUCUUUUUUUCCCUGAAUUGUUUGUAACUUGGAUGCUGCCGCUUUUGAAUGUUUACAAAUUUGCUUGCCCGCUUAAAGUAAAUGAUUAAAUUGAU